Messenger RNA from Dreissena polymorpha, 1633 nucleotides. Its product is annotated as platelet endothelial aggregation receptor 1-like. NCBI's taxonomy places the organism in Eukaryota, Metazoa, Mollusca, Bivalvia, Myida, Dreissenidae. The coding region runs from base 326 to 1633 and encodes 435 amino acids. The transcript is spliced from 4 exons. The record is from RefSeq and is a predicted model, not a curated record.
UCAAAAUCUAAAUAGGAAAUGAAACUGUUGUUUAAGUGUUUAAUUCAUAAUCAACGUCAGUGUGGAGAUAAUCUUCGUAUUGGAUACAACGUUUUGUAAACUAUCUAGGAUGAUUUAAAUCAUUAUUUGUAAGUAAUAAAUUGUGAAUUGGAUGUAGACUUAUGCAUAAAUGGCAUAAUUACAUACACUGUUGGUAUCUAUCCCGUCGUCGGAUGCUGUUGAUCGGCGGAGCAUACGUUUUCUCAAAUAAGACAUGCUUCUGGAGUGAACGUUGAGAUAAAAGGGGAAUAUCGACGGUCACUACGAAGAAGUAUUCACGUUCAUCAUGAAAAUAUUUGGUUGGGUGUAUCUGUGGAUACCAAUUUACAUAACAGCCAGUUGCCCUAAUAACUGUCGGAGAUGUGGACAAGAUAUUGGUUGGUGCCAAACAUGUGAAGAUGGGUAUUACCAGUCCGAUGGAACCUGUUACAAAUGUGGGAAUACUGGAUGUCUAUGUAGACAUCAAAAUGAAUGCUAUGGCUGCAAGGAAGGUUUUUACAUAUCUGAUGGAACAUGUAACAAAUGUAGAUACGCUGGAUGUCUAUGUACUUAUCGACGUGAAUGCUAUGGCUGCAUGGACGGUUUUUACGUCAAAUAUGACUACUGGGGAAACCUCUAUUGUGCAAAAUGCAUGGCAUCGUGCAAAUCAUGCAAUAACGAUAAAAGUUGCAGUGCAUGUAAGCUUGGUUUUUAUGGUUCGAUCUGUCAAAAGCCGUGUUCAUCGGGAUGUGCAGACCAGUGCGACAUAUAUGGACGGUGUCCAUGUAAACCAAACUUUACUGGUUCAUUGUGUGACAAGUGUAUAGAUGGAUUUUAUGGUGAAAACUGCAGCCAGCCGUGUAGCCCAAAUUGCAGUGCAUGCAGUGAUGCAAACAGCUGCACUUCGUGUAGAAGAGGAUAUUAUGGGCCUACUUGUCAGAUUCCCUGCCUUAGUUCAAUGUGUGCGAAUGGUGAAUGCAACAGACAAAAUGGAGUUUGUUCCUCGUGUGUCACCGGUUACACUGGGUAUUCUUGCAAUGAAACAUGCUCGACCAGAUGUGUGAAUGAUACGUGUGACCAAUUCACUGAGAAAUGCACACACAAGUGUAAACACGGAUUCCAUGGCGAUAAGUGUGAAUAUACCUGUCCACCUAAUUGUCAAUUAUGCACAUCUAUGAAUAACUGCCUUAAAUGUGAAGAUGGAUUCCAUGGCAAUACAUGUGAAUAUUCCUGUCCAUCUAAUUGUCAAUUAUGCAAUUUUGAGAAUAAAUGUUCUAAAUGUAAAGAAGGAUUCUAUGGCUCGAUAUGCCAACAUAACUGCCCAGAAGGAUGCUCAAGUUGCGAUGAUGAACGGAAGUGUUUAUCAUGCAAAGCGAGCUAUUCCAACCCAAAUAAACAAUGUCAGUGCACCAUCGAUAUAUGCUCGUCUUCUCCGUGCACUACUUGUACUAACACGACGUUCUAUCCUGAUGGAAAUGAGUGUUGUCCUUGUAGCAGAAACUGUAAGCAUGCACUCUGUUCGUCGGAGUCUACGUGUACAGGAGAAUGCGAAGAUGGACGGCUACUGGGAUGGGAAGUGCGACCGGAAAUGCAAUGCCAAUUGCUCCUCUUGUGA